AUGACCUCCAUCAUCUCACGACCAGUUGUAGCGAUUGCCGGAGCUACUGGGCACCUCGGACGCCAUGUCGCCUCAGCCUUUCUCUCCCCGCCCUUCAACGACAAAUUCUCUGAUGUCAUUCUCCUCUCGCGAAGCGAAACAUCACUAGAACUGGCUUCAAAGUCUGUCGGAAAAUACACUACGCGGACUUACGAUGAGAAUAACCUCGUCGAUGCCCUCCGUGGAGUCCACAUCCUCGUAAACACCGUCGGACCCUCGGGUCAUUCAUUCAAGGAGAAGCUAUUACACGCCCUCCCACAUACCGACGUCCAAGUUUACUUCCCCUCUGAGUUCGGUGUGGACCAUUACGUUCAUGACUUCUCGCAUCUAGAGUGGGAUACGAAGAAGAAGCAUUUUGCUCUGGCGCGGUCAUUAAUUCCCGAUAGGAAGAUCUGCCGCGUCUUUUGUGGGCUCUUCAUAGAGGACAGCAUUGGGCCAUGGUUUGGCUUCGAUACGAAGGAGGGAAAAUAUGAGAGUAUCGGCUCGGCCAAUUCACCUAUCUCAUUUACUUCCCUAGACGAUGUGGGCAAGGUGGUUGCUUCGCUGGCUACUUUACCAAGGGAUGAGAUCCCCGAUACUGUUCAUAUUGGGGGUGAUACUCGCAGUUUCCUCGAAAUAUCUGAGAUCAUGAGAGAUGGUGGAGCAGGUCAGAUCGAGAUAUCUGAGACUCCUCUCCCGAAGUACAAAGAAGAAGUCACGUCCACGUCUUCAUGGGAUCCGGCACAGUACUUGCGGUUUUUGAUGGGGGAGGCUAAAAUCAACCAUAGUGUCGGGUCUCUUGGGGAUGACAAUGAGCUUGUCAAUCCCAAGGAAGAGUUGUGGAAGUGGAAGAGCCUGACGGAUUUAGCUCGUGAGACUGGUGGAAAGCCCUGGAAAGAUUUCCCUUGGCCUUCGGAAUCUAAAUGA
This is a messenger RNA of Penicillium brasilianum, 945 nucleotides long. The record is from the annotation of a GenBank genome assembly. Lineage: Eukaryota; Fungi; Ascomycota; Eurotiomycetes; Eurotiales; Aspergillaceae.